ACUCCCCGACCAAUGGAAACGCCAUCUACUUUUUCGGGUUAACUCCAUAAGAUGGCAGUGAUGUAAUGACAUGACUUUCAGCUGCAGUAAAACUCAGAGAAGAAGAAGAAUUUCCGCGGUUUUUUGUAUCGAGUGUAUUGUAUCAUGUGCCUGCCUGCAGGAACAGCAGUAACACAGAAGCACUGACAGCCUCAGAGCUGUCCUCUGUCCCGGAUUCUUCCAAUGUCCCGCAUUCUGAACGCUAUCGUGGCUGUGUGUCCUGACCUGGGCAUCGGGAAGGAUGGGAACUUGCCCUGGCAUCCAGUUAGACUCAACAACGAAUUCAAACAUUUCCGUAAGAUGACAGCGACGCCCUCUGUGGAAGGCAAGCAAAAUGUGGUGAUAAUGGGCAGGAAAACAUGGUUUUCCAUCCCAGAGAAAAACAGACCUCUGAACAACAGGAUCAACAUCGUCCUCAGCCGGGAAUGCAGAACGCCCCCUGCAGGAGCCCAUCACCUGGCGCCAGACUUCAACUCAGCUCUCAGGCUGCUGGAAACAGAGCUGGCAGAACGAGCUGACCAGGUCUGGGUCAUUGGGGGCGCCUCGCUCUACAAGUUUUGGUUGCUUUGGUCUACCCAGGAGUUGAUGCAGAGCCCAGGGACCAAGAGACUGUUUAUUACGCGAGUCCUGAAGCAGUUUGACUGUGACACGUUCCUCCCUGAAAUCAUUCUGGACAAACAUCGUCUACUGCCACAGUUUCCAGGAGUGUCACAGGAGCUACAGGAGGAGAAUGGUAUCCAGUACAAAUUUGAAGUAUAUGAGAGCAUUGAUUAACUAUGCAAUUAGAAAUAAUAAAACCAAACAAUGUUAAUCCUA
Molecule: messenger RNA, 855 nt
Organism: Eleginops maclovinus (Patagonian blennie)
Lineage: Eukaryota; Metazoa; Chordata; Actinopteri; Perciformes; Eleginopidae
Gene: dhfr
Product: dihydrofolate reductase
Exons: 6
Coding region: 223-813 (196 amino acids)
Biological process (GO): glycine biosynthetic process; dihydrofolate metabolic process; folic acid metabolic process
Cellular component (GO): mitochondrion
Molecular function (GO): NADP binding; dihydrofolate reductase activity
Source: RefSeq, a predicted model, not a curated record